Molecule: messenger RNA, 1443 nt
Organism: Eupeodes corollae
Lineage: Eukaryota; Metazoa; Arthropoda; Insecta; Diptera; Syrphidae
Product: tenascin
Exons: 7
Coding region: 110-1105 (331 amino acids)
Source: RefSeq, a predicted model, not a curated record
AAGAAAAUGAUGUCUUCGUGUAAUUAGUUUCAGUUCGCAAUUUCCUCGUUUCUGUUGUGCAUGUUUGUCAUUUUUUGUUUAAAAAUUAAAAAUCCUUCAAUUUAGUAAAAUGAAAAAUUAUUAUGAAUUAAUUUUGUUUUAUUUCAUCGUGCAUGUAACUAAAGGAUACACUCAAGACCUCUUGGAACUAAAUUGCAAUGUAAACUCGGACUGCAACCACUUUAAAGGACCCGAAUACAACACCACCUGCCUGGACGGGCAAUGUCUGUGCAGCAAUUUGAAUGGUGAAAGGAGGGCUUGCAAGCCACAAGACAACAAAUUGAACAAUUUUAUUGGAGGAACCUGUCCGUGCACAAAACCACAUUCCGUUUGCAAUCACGCCCAGUCCAUAUGCUAUUGCAAGGAAGACUUCGUUCCGAGCUUCGAUCGCAGGCGGUGCAUUAAGAAGAAUCUGGUCCUGGGGGAGCAAUGCGAGGACGACUCCCAGUGUCUGGGAAUGGACAGGUUCGCUGAAUGCCAUUUGGAGGAGAAGAAAUGCAUGUGCCAGAAGAAUUUCAUUGAUCACAGUGGAAUUUGUGUAUCGAUUGUUGGCCUCAAAAAUAGAUGCCUAGAAAGCCAGCAAUGUCUCAAUCAUACGGCCCAUUCAAUGUGCUACAGAAACACAUGUACCUGCAUAAAAGGAUACACAGCAUCGAAGGAUCUUAAAUGCCUUCCAUUUGCCGAUUACAAGGAAUCUUGUAAAGAGGACAAUCAAUGCAAGUACAAACUAGGAGCUGGCUCCGAAUGCUAUAUGGGAGAAUGUGCUUGUGAUUAUAAGCACUUUGUUUAUGAAACUGAAGAAUCCAAUGGACAGAGACAUAAUAUUUGUGAAAGGAGAAUAGUUUAUGGAGAUUAUUGUAGAGACCAUAACGACUGCUAUCAAUUUCAUCUCAAUGCUGAGCUUCAGUCUAUGGAAUGCUUUUUCGGUGAAUGUGGAUGUCGUUUUGGAUUUUAUAAUGUUAAUGGAGAGUGUUUUAGAAGUGGAGCACAAUCAACAACAAAGCUAUGUAAGCUUAUGGCAUUCUUAAUUCCAGUGAUUUCUGCUCUCUUCAUGCACUACAAAUAAUGAUUGUUUCGUUAUGUUUUCCUCUGAUCCAGUUUCACAAUGAGGAAUUGUUCCUUCAUCUUUAUAUACCUUACAUAUAAAAGUAGAAAAAUAGACGUCUUAUGUCCUUGGUUUAUGUAUAUAUAUCUUUUUUUAAUCUACGAGUCUUCCUGUCCGCAUGUAAGUGUACAUCGGAACGUGUAAUUACAAAUUGAACAAACGCAUUAUAAAGUUGGAAAAAAGUUCAUCUUUCAAAGUAAUUUACUAAAGGAUCAACAAUGACACAACGGCUAACAAUACUUUUGCGGAAAACUUGAAGUUAUUAUAUACCUAUGAUGUGUACAUAUUUUUGUCUUGUA